AUGGCUGUAGGUAACAUGCAAACGGUGAAGGCUUGUGGGAUAUAUUCGACAGUGGGGCAUCCAACUAAUAUGUGCCCAACUCUUCAAGAGGAGCCUGUCGAACAAGUAAAUGCGGCAGGUGGUUUUCCAGGGCAACCGCAAAGGGAACAUGAUCCCUAUUCAAACACAUAUAACCCAGGAUGGAGGGAUCACCCCAAUCUCAACUAUGGGAAUCCACAAAACCGCCAAACUUUCCAGCCAUAUCAGCCGCAUCCCCCUAGACAACAGCCAGCCCAAACAUCCAAUUUAGGUGUGUCUUUAGAGGAUAUUGUUAAAUCUCUUGCCACUAACACCUUGCAAUUUCAACAGGAGACAAAACAAUUUCAUCAAGAGGUGAGGGCCAGUAUCCAACGUCUGGAUAAUCAGAUGGUUCAGAUGGCGAUGACAAUUAGUCGGUUAGAGGCACAAUGUUCAGGGAAAUUACCCUCUCAAACGGUUGUGAAUACGAAAGAAAAUGUAAGUGCCAUCGUUUUGAGAAGUGGUAAAGAGUUUGAGACUCCAGCAAGAGCAGCCCCCGCAGUGUCGAAUCAAGAAAAGGAGAAAGACAUCGUUCCCGAUGAUGAUGAAGUACCUAAGCGUAAGUUUCCUCCCCUUUCUGAUUAUAAACCGGUACCUCCUUUUCCUAAUGCUUUAGUAGGAACGAGGAAAGAUGAGCAGUUCAAAGAAUUUUAUGAAACUUUUCGUAGAUGCGAGGCAAAUACCCCCCUUUUUAAUGCUCUUAAACAAUUACCUCAUUAUGCUAAAUUCCUAAAAGAGUUGUGUAUACAUAAGAGGAAACAAAAACUAAAAGGACGCGAAAAGGUGAGAGUAGGGGAGAAUGUUUCUGCAAUCAUUAAAAAACUCCCUACAAAGUGCGAAGAUCCAGGUAUGUUUACUAUCCCCUGCAUGAUAGGUAACACUAGAAUUGAGAAGGCCAUGUUAAACUUAGGAGCUUCUAUUAAUGUCAUUCCAUAUUCUAUAUAUGCUUCUUUGAAACUUGGACCUUUGAAUAAGACUGGUGUAGUGAUUCAAUUGGCUGAUAGAUCGAAUGCCUAUCCUAAGGGUGUAGUUGUGGAUGUUCUUGUGAAAUUGUUAAGUUUAAUAUUUAUGAUGCCAUGA
Messenger RNA from Nelumbo nucifera (sacred lotus), 1137 nucleotides. RefSeq lists its product as uncharacterized. The record is from RefSeq and is a predicted model, not a curated record. Lineage: Eukaryota; Viridiplantae; Streptophyta; Magnoliopsida; Proteales; Nelumbonaceae.